Spizellomyces punctatus DAOM BR117 is the source of this 950-nucleotide messenger RNA. RefSeq lists its product as uncharacterized. Lineage: Eukaryota; Fungi; Chytridiomycota; Chytridiomycetes; Spizellomycetales; Spizellomycetaceae. The record is from RefSeq and is a predicted model, not a curated record. The transcript is spliced from 4 exons. The annotation marks the transcript as partial.
GAUGCCACCUCAGCGAGGGAAAUCUGGCGCAGGCCGACCGGACCAGGCGGAUGAAAUUGGAUCCGAGGCGGCAAAGAAAUAUAAUGGACUGUUUUCUGAGAAGGACUGGAAAUGUAAACUUUGUUCCAAUAUCAACUGGGCUCGACGAAACGUGUGCAAUCAGUGUCAAUCUCCAAAGCCUGGCAGUGGCACGGACGCCCAGAGGGAAGGGCACGGUGGAGGGUUCUUUGAUAGAGAGGCGGAAAUCGAGUACAGAGAGACACGCUAUCAAGAUGAUGAUGAGUAUGACGAUUUUGGAAGGCUAAAAAAGAAGAAGCGAAAUGGGAGUGGGCAGGAAGGGUCAGCUGAGCCGGUGUCCCGUCCUCGAAUGGCAGCGGAAGCGGACCAAAAGGUUGAAAAACAAGAUCGCGACGAUGAUGAUGACGAUGAUGGCGAUGGGGAUGAUGGAAAAUGGGAUGCAUGGGCAGAUAUUCUAGGCGACGAUACGAAAACCGAAUCAGUUGGAACUAAAGCAACCAGCGUCGCCUCCGAGGAGAAGACAUACGCCGCCAAACUUGAACGAGACAGAUCCCCUCAAAGGGAUCGUGAUUACCGCUACAGAGACCGCAGGCGAUCUCGUAGUCGGUCUCGAUCUAGAACGCGAUCUGACCAUGGUGAGCGAAGAGGAUACGAACGUCGGAGUCGGUCUCCAAGAUAUCGAAAUGGGCCGAGGGGGGAACGCUCCUAUUCCAGGGAAGAGGAUAGGGGAUACCGAAGAGUCAGUAGAAGUCGAUCUCGCGAUCGGUAUAGGAGAAGAUGACCGCGUUUUAAUGUGCACCAGCGGUUGGGGUCUUUCAUUCAGACAAGAAUUAUCAGCGCUGUGCUACAUCCAUCAUCGGUGCAAGACGAUUGUAAAUCCUUGCUCAGUAUCAUGAUCUUGUCUAUAAUUUACUGUUGCAAUGACCCUCAUG